AUGCGCGCCUUCAUCUCCGUGAGACACGCAUCCUUGCUCUUCGCCGCCCUUCUCCUCCUCGCCCAAGGACCAAGCAUUGGACUGGCGGACUGCACAGAUCAAGCGGAUGACGAGGGAUAUGACUGUGUAAGCAAUGCUGCAACUCCCUGUCCCCCCCCUCUGCCUGUCUCCCUCUCUCUCUCUCUUUCUGUGUGUCUUUCUCUGUGUGUGUGUGUGUGUGUGUGUGUGACCCUCGCGUCACUGGUCAUUUUGCUUCUUGGCUCAGCGCAGACGUACUCCUUGUUCAAGACGCUUCGGGUCCGAGACCGAUUCAGUUUAUUUGCCGGCUUGCUGCAACGAGCCAAUCUCAAGUCACUGCUGAAGAAUUCUGGCCUGGACCAAGGGACUGUGUUUGCCCCCAAUGAUGCAGCUCUUCUGGCGCUCGGGCAGUCUGAGCUUGAUCGGCUCGCCCGUUCUGAGAAUCGGGAUCAACUUGAACAAUUGUUGCUGGCUCAUGUCGUUCAUGAUCGGCUCACGUUCAAAAGCCUCAAGCGUGCUGUUGGCGCGCUUCCCACAGAGGCCAACAGCUCCUACCUGCGCCUUCGAGUCUUCAAUCGAGACACCAUCUACAUCAACGAGGCGUUGAUCAUCAACAAGAAUAUCAAGGCAGACAACGGUAUUGUUCACGAAAUCGACGCCGUCCUCUGGCCCUCCAGGGAGGGGGCCCCAGAGGCGGGCCAAGCACCUGUGCCUGUCUUUCAGCCCGAUGUGUAUUCAGUCUUCAAGACAAUCAGCGAACGCGAGCAAUUUUCCAUUCUGGCAGCUAUGCUUGAAGCUGCUGACUUGCGCGAGGAGCUCAAGGCCACGGGUCUCAAUCCCGUCACGCUCUUUGCGCCGAAUAACAAUGCCUUUUUGCGACUUGACACGGCUGACUUUGAAAGCAUUGCAAACCCAAGUACUAUUGAUGGCUUUCGAGACAUCUUGCGACGACACAUUGUCCCCCGCAAUCUCUCUCAGGCAGCCCUGCAACAAGACCCAGGCCCCUAUGAGACCCUGGUGGAUGGACAAACUGUCAUGGCCAGCUCCAACGAAGACGGGGGCCUGAAACUCGGCCGUGCCAACAUUGUGACGGCCAACAUCUUGGCAAGCAAUGGAUACGUUCAUGAGUUGGAUGAGGUUCUUCUCCCCUCAACCAUCGAUCAACUCGAGGAAGACAAUGAUUCCAUUUAUGCUACUAUAACCAACAAUGGAAACUUUAGCCUGCUGGAAUCGCUCGUUCUGGCGGCAGAUCUUGAUGGGCUGUUGGGCACGAGCGGUGGCUCCCCACUCACCCUUUUUGCUCCCACCAACAAUGCCUUUGAGGAACUGGGCAGCGCAGAGCUCAACCGCCUGCGCCAGCCAGAAAAUAAGGAUGAACUGCAAGCACUGUUGCUCCGCCAUCUCGUUCCGCGCAAUCUCUCAACAGCGGACCUUGAGGGCAUUGCACCUCGCUUCCUUGAACCCUUGGACCAAGCAUCGUUCAUCCACGUGACGCUUUCUGGCAACAACAUCCGUAUCAACGAGGCGGUUAUUGUAAGGGCCAACAUCUCAGCUUUGAACGGCUACAUCCACGCGAUUGACGUCGUCAUCACGCAACAACAGUUUGAUCUUGACAUUGCGCGCUUCAUGGCCAUGGUUGAUCGCUAUCGUGCCUUUACACUCGCCUCUCUACAGGCAAGGCUCUAUGAUCAGGCUGCUGAGAACCGCAUCACCGUGUUUUUGCCGAGCGAAACCGCGUUCGAAGCACUCAACACCAGAACUCUCCUAGCUUUAUUCGAGCCUCAAAAUACAGACAUCCUCAGAACCGUUGUUGCCUACCACUUUCACAUGGAGGACGCAUUUUUCAGCUCGGAGCUGGUAGAAAUGGAGCAAGCCUCGACUUUAGAGGGCCGUCAACUGCAGUUUAGUGAGAAUGCCAACGGCACCGUUUUUGUCAACGACAUUCCUAUCGUGAAGCCAAAUCUGCAGCUCGUCAACGGCGUUGCUCACGGGAUCAACAAGCUUCUUGUUCCAGGUGGCAUGUCGCUGGAACAGCUGCUAUUUGAGGGACACCUCCACGUCUUCCUCCACGAGUACUUCAACGAGUACUUCCACAAGUACUUUAACGAGCACCUCAACAUCCACCUACACCUCGACGAGUACCUCAACAAGUACCUCAACGAGCACCUCCACGAGUACCUCAACUUCUACCUCCACGAGCACCUUCCACAAGCACCUCAACUAUACCUCAUCGAGUACCUCCACGAGCACCUCAACAUCCACUUCCACCUCAACGUCUUCCUCCACGAGUACCUCCACGAGUACCUCCACCUCAACUUCCACGUCAACAAGCACCUCAACGAGCACCUCAACAUCCACGUCCACGAGUACCUCCACGAGUACCUCAACUUCUUCUUCAACGAGUACAUCCACGAGCACCUCAACGUCUACCUCAACUUCUAUCUCAACUAUCGCUUGCUCAAUAUGACCGAGCUGCUGCGGGAUAUUGCUCUCUACUCUGACGUUACUGUUUUUGUUCCAACCAAUGAGGCGUUGGCUGAGACUCUGGAUGAGGUCACGCUAUUUUACCUGAUUGACGAGGAUAAUUUGACAACCCUUCAUCAGAUCCUGCUUUCACACGUGGUCAAUGAGAGCUUGUCUGUUGCUGACAUGAGCGCGCUAAAUUACACCGUGGCAGCAAGUGGGGAAGUUUUGGCUCUUGCUGGUGCUUAUGACAACCUCACUGUAGACAAUGCGAGCAUUGUCGAGGGUGAUAUUGAGAUUGUGAACGGGUUUGUCCACCGGAUCGACAAAGUUUUGCUGCCUGCCAAUUACACGAGACCAGUUCCGGACGCUGCGCUCUUGAUUGCCUUGGAUGACGACUACGCAGCACUGACGGUCCUGAUGGACGCCAGUCGCUUAGAUGAGGAUUUGAGCGAGCUGGCCAACUUCAGCGAUGUCACCCUGUUAGUUCCCGAGAAUGCGGCGAUAAGCGCCUUCUUUGGCGACGACUAUACAUGGUACUAUCUCACGACGGAAGAGAACCUGACAACGCUGCGCGCAGUGCUACGUAUGCACGUUAUCAAUGAGAGCUACUCCGUGGCUGAACUGGGCAACAUGUCCCAAGUGACCGCUUGGAGUGGCGCACCGCUUGUUUUGGCUGGUGGCCCGGGCAAUUUGACGGUCAACAAUGCAACUGUACUGGAAGGCGAUAUUGAGAUUACAAACGGGCUAUUGCACCGCAUCAACCAAGUGCUGCUACCGCCCAAUAUGAGCAUACCGAUUCCAAAGGCUGACUUGUUGUUGGCGAUUGAUUCCGACUAUUCGUUGUUCUAUGCCCUUUUGUCUGCAAGUGGGUUGGAAACUGUGGUGGGCACGAUGGCCAAUGUGACGGUGAUUGCGCCAAGCAACGACGCUAUUGAGCAAGCAUUUGACAACCUGGACUUUGUUUCUUUGCUGCAGGAGGAGAACAGGACAACGCUCCGCACAAUUAUGGCGCAUCACAUCAUCAAUGAGAGUUUGUCUAUUGGCGAGUUGAGCAACCGGUCUGAAGUUGAGACGCUUGCUGGAACAAGCUUACUACUGACGGGGUCGGCCGGGAAUCUGAGCAUUGACAAUGCGAGCGUUCUGGAGGGAAAUGUUUUGAUUGUCGGCGGCUAUGUCCAUCGCGUGGACCAAGCAUUACUGCCUGCCAACCUGAGCAUGCCAACGAUCGAGGCGGCCGCCUUGCUGCAAUCUGACUCAGCCUUUGCCGGGUUGAUGACCUUGAUCAAUGUCAGCAACAUGGGUUCGUUGUUGGAAACAGUGUCCAGUUUGGGCGACGUGACGCUUUUUGUGCCCUCAAACGAGGCAAUCGCGGCGGCGUUUGACGAGGGCAUGAUGGAGGCACUGCUCAGCGAGACGAAUUUGACAACCUUGCGACAAAUUUUAGCACUGCAUGUCGUACCAGAUGCGAGCUGGAGCCUGGCCGACUUGAGCAACAUGAGCACGGUUGUCACGGCUACCGGUGCCGAGCUUGAGUUGUCUGGGGGCCCGGAUGAGUUGCAAGUUGGAAACGCAAGUGUGAUUGAAGGCAACAUCGUCAUUGCCAACGGCUUUGUGCAUCGGAUCGACCGGGUAUUGCUACCGGCCAACCUGAGCUGGCCAUCAACGCAUGAAACGACGCUGGAGGAUGUUUUUGCGGACGAUGAGGCGGCCUUUGCGGGAUUACUGGCUCUGCUGAACAGCAGCGAAGCGUCUGAGCUGGCGCGGAACCUGACAAACGUCACGCUUUUUGUGCCUACAAAUGACGCUUUUGCUGCGCUGAGCUCGGAAGAAGCCGCGGCUUUGCAAGCCAAUGGGGACGAGGCUGGCCCAAUGUGGGACUUUGCGUUUCGACACAUUGUGUCGGGAACCUACAGCAUUAACGACUUGAAUACAGGUGGAGCCGAGUUGGUGGCGCUCAACGGCGAUGUCCUCAGUGUGGAGGAGAACGAUGGCGUUUUGACGAUUGAGUCGGCGCAGAUUCUGCCAAACGCCAGUGUGGCUUUUGCACAUGGAUGGCUUCACCGCAUUGACCAGGUCUUGUGGGGUAACAGCUAG
Messenger RNA from Monosiga brevicollis MX1, 4578 nucleotides. RefSeq lists its product as uncharacterized. Gene Ontology annotation, molecular function: cell adhesion molecule binding. Gene Ontology annotation, cellular component: extracellular matrix. Lineage: Eukaryota; Choanoflagellata; Craspedida; Salpingoecidae. The record is from RefSeq and is a predicted model, not a curated record. The transcript has 8 exons. Gene Ontology annotation, biological process: extracellular matrix organization; cell adhesion. Bases 1 to 4578 code for a protein of 1525 amino acids.